UCCAUCUGUAAAAACUUCUAUUCUCAUGCAUUAAAAUUAAGUAGAGGGGAAAGGAAACACAAACCAAGUCUGAGAGAUGCAUGGAAUGAGAAGGGUCUCCAGGUGAAGUGACAAAGAAAGAGUUCUAUCUAAGAUGGGUAAUUACAAGUUCAGGUUCUCAGAUAUGAUACCAAAUGCCUGGUUUUACAAGCUCAAAGACAUGAGCAAAACCCGAAAACGUUACAGCUCUCACCCCCUGAAGAAGAACAACCCCUCAUCAUCUUCAACGUCACAAAAACCCCACAAUUCUAAGCCAAGAUACUCCUAUUACUUCACCAACGAACCUUUCAAAGCUGGCGGAUUCCACAAUUCACCUGUAAGUAUUGAAGCCUCGGGCAGUCGUUUUUCUGAUCCACCAAGAAAAUCAUUGAAGAGAAGAGACAGAAGAAGAACCGUUUACAAGCCUUCUCCCAGAGUCGUCUCCUCUGUCUCUGCUGGUUUUAGCUGUCAUGCCAUACUUAACUCAGUCCCGACCAACUCUACUCUUACUCAGUCUCCUGACUAUUCUCUUUCUCCAUUCGAAAGUUCCCCUGAACCCGAGUCUCUCCUAUCAGACUCAGAGGAUGAUGACUUUUUCGCUUCUCCUCAGUCAUACAAUCUGCCAGGCUCAUACUCGAAUUCUUACAACUGUAAACUUAGUUCUUCAACUAAUGAUAUCAUCAUCGACAUGAGUAACGAGUCUUAUACGAGGAAAUUCGACAAGGUAGAUGGACUUGACGCAAUUUCUGAACUAGAGCUUCCUCCAAUAUUGACAAAGCGACCAAAGUCCAAUCAAAAGGCAGAUGAAGUCACCAAGUUGAUGAGGUGUUCAUCUAGAUUAGAGGAGAUUAAAGCACGCCGAUCUCUUUCUGUCAAAAUUGUUAAAGAAGAGAGCAUUACGACUCAACAAGAGCCAAGGAAUUGUCCUCUUGUCAGAAAAUCAUUUGCUAAUUCUCCUGGAAUAAAGCUUCGGGCAAAUUCUCCAAAAAUUGCUAGCAAGAAGAUUCAAGCGUGUGCGAGAAAGAGCAUGUCACAAAGUACGUACUUAAAGUCUAGGAAUAGAAGCAUUGCAGAAAGUUUUGCAGUCGUCAAGUUUUCGCUUGAUCCACAAAGAGACUUCAGGGAUUCAAUGGUUGAGAUGAUUGUGGAGAAUAACAUCCGGGCAUCGAAGGAUUUGGAAGAUCUACUUGCUUGUUAUCUUUCACUCAAUUCUAAUCAAUACCAUGAUAUUAUCAUUAAGGCCUUCGAGCAAAUCUGGCUUGAUAUGACUAGCCUACGCUUGUAAAAUUCCUAGAUUAAUAUCAUUGCAUUUUGUUGACUUCUCUGUUUUCAACUUUUUUUUUUCUCAUUUUUAACUUAUGUUGAUUACUUUCAGUAUUCUGAUUAAGCAGGAUUAUCAAUAUUUACAGGUAAAUUCGCAAAUGAUGAUG
This is a messenger RNA of Durio zibethinus, 1448 nucleotides long. RefSeq names its product transcription repressor OFP4-like. Gene Ontology annotation, molecular function: DNA binding. Lineage: Eukaryota; Viridiplantae; Streptophyta; Magnoliopsida; Malvales; Malvaceae. Gene Ontology annotation, biological process: negative regulation of DNA-templated transcription. The record is from RefSeq and is a predicted model, not a curated record.